CACAAAACUGCACAUUAGCCCAUACAUGUGUAUUAUUAGGUUAAUCGUGGUAUAAAUGUAUAUGUAUCUGUAUAUUUGUCUACUUUCUUCUCCUCGCUCUCAUACCCUUGAAUUUGAGUGAUUUAAUCCCGUGAAAACCACAAACAAGUAAACACUGAUCUGCGUAUUACAGACGUAAGAGACACAGUGACAUUUGAUACAGACCAGCAGCAGAACAGAUUUAGACCUGGCUAAAAAAACACAAGUGCAUGCUGAUGCAUUUUUGUCGUUCUGAUUGAUCCCAAGCAACAACUAAUUGACUAAUUAACCUGUUUAUUGUACAUGUCAAAGGAAAAGGCUCAGCCGGAGCCAACCGGUGACAAAUGGACCUCCCUGCAUGCUGCAAAUGCUUCGGGUUGAAACACUGGAGGAGCUGGUUUCUAUUUCAAGAUUACGCUGAGCACGAAGACUCAGCUGGAAGACGCCGGGCUCCGAAUGGGAUCCACAGAGCAGCGCUGCGUCGCGGUGAGAAGGAGUGAGAGCAGGCUCAUCGAGGUGGCAUAACAAUGGACGCCGCGGCAGAAGAUGCGUCGCGGGUGGACGUGGACUCCGAAAUGAGGGCCAUGACGCCUGAAGAACUCCUCGGACAAGACCUCGAGGCCGGCGAUGAAGUGGAGACCCUCAGAAACAGCUUACGCAAGGUCGUCCACGACGACAACGUCCGACCCAAGAUGCAGUGCCUGAUGAUGGACUCCUCCUUCUCCAUGGUGGCGAUGCAAGGCGAGGACAGCGGGAUCGCCUGGGAGACGACCCCCGGCCGCUGCGCCACGCCGUGGGCGUCCGAGGCCGGAACCUACGGCGCGGACCCCGGCUCCGCCGCGCCGGGGUCAGCGCCGGCGGGGAAGAUCAUCUUCGUCAUGGACGAGGAGCUGCUUUCGAGACGGAAGAAAAGCAAAGAGGGGGCCGACCGGAAGAGCAAAGCAGCGGGACAGAUAGGGCUCCUCGGGGAAAGCUCCGAGAGCGUCUCUGGGAGGCCGGAGUUAGUCGAAGUGUCGCGGCCGAACGUGAAGCCCGAGGACGGGGACAAAGAGGAGGCCUCCGAUCCCCUGGUGGACAAAGAGCAGCGGCUCUUCUGCCUGGUCUCCGAGGGCUCUGAAAUCCUCAACAUCGUCGUUCCCCCAAAACUGGCGUCCGUGGACGAGGAGGAGAGCAAAGAAAUGGCGGACAACCUUUCUUAUCUGGAGGAGAGUGUUGUUCACAAAGGCGUCGGGGAGGGUCACGACAGCGAUCCGGUGUUCGCGGGAUCCGGUGCGGCGGGAGGGGAUCCGGUGGAGUUCUCCUCUUCCGUCGCGGGCACAAACGCAACGGAUCCACCGGGCGCUCCAGUGACCAGGCCCGGAGGAGCCGCCGGCAACGUGGACUACUUCGAGGCGUUUGCCCUGAUUGACGCCCAGGCGCCGGGGAGUCCCGCUGUGGCCGCCGCACAGGUGGAGCUAGGAGAGGAGGUCGUCUCCGAGGUCCGGGAUGCCUUGAGUCAUUCGCGACCUGAAGGAGACAACAACGCCCCAACAACAACAGCAACAACCGUGGAUGAUGACAUGUCGGACACAAUGAGUCUGGCGGAAAUCACCAGCGAGCUUCUGGAUGAGGUCUUCUACGGCGGUACGGGCAGUUUCUCCAUGGAACCUCAGGACAAAGACGACGGACACGGCGCGCCUUCGAGGUUCCCCUCAAAGCCCAGCGGCUCCACUUUGUUCGGAAGCCAAGAAGACGUACUGACUCCGAUCUUCCUGCCGGACGGACCUCCCAAGAUCAUCGACCAGAUCUUGCUGGAGGAGCCCAAAGCCAUGGCUUUCCUCUACACCGACCUGUACGAGGAGGCGGUCGGCAGUCGCAAGAAAGAAGAGGACACGGAAAGCGUGACGUCGGAGAAGUCCUUCCACAGCAGGCAUUCUGACCGGGAGGCCCGAGGAUAUUUAGAGAAGUAUGUCCUCAUGGACGAGACUCCUGCGCUGGAAGCGGAGCCGCCUGACCAGGACAAAUCUCCGGAGGAAGGUCCUCGGGUACUGGCCCAAGAUUUGUACGACUUUGGCGAUUUGCUCUCCCCGCCUGAAGACGGUGAGAUGCCAAAUUCCGAGGAGGAAAUCACGGACUUCUUCAGGACCAGUGCCAACGCUUCUCCCUUGGAUGUGGAGCCUUUCCCUCGAUCUCUCGAAGAGGACGAACCCCAAACAACUGCAAACAUGAAAAAAAGGGUCUCCGUCGUGUUGGAAAACGUGGCUAAAAUCCCGGCGGAUCCACUCGCCGUCUCAAGCUUCGAGCUUCUCCCGGAGGAACCCGACUGGGGGAGCGCAGAUGAACACCACGCGGCUCCGGACGAGAAAGAGGUCGGCACACUUGAGGAAGUGCGGGAGCCAGAUUCGGAAACGGCGAAGCCAGUUGCACCUCCGAGGAGAAAGGUCACGCCCUCUCCCAAGGCGUGUCUGGACCUCACACCUUUGACCCCCGUUGACGUUAUCCUGCAGGAAGAGGCUGGUGGAAAGGAGCACAGGGUGGAGGAGAAAGAGACGGCAUCGCCGGCAGAGGCCGCCGACGGAGAGGAAGUGAUGCAGGACAUCGCCAACGCCGCCCUGCUUCAAAACGCACUGGACGCGAUGGAGACCCCGCAAACUGAAGGCGUGGAAGGCGUCCGGGACACAAACCCGGCUGGAGCUCAGGAGAGGGACUCGGGAAUGUUGGAGGCAAUGGGAGCAAGUGAGAGGGAAGCGGCUCAGAGACAAACCGAACCGGAAGAAGUAGAUGUUAAGUCGACGGAAUUGGUUCAUCCGGAGAAACGAGGCGACGGUUCAGCUGAGCCAGCAAAAGACAAAGGACAGUGUGUAAUACUUUAGGUGAGAUUCAACCGGUUUAAUGUCAAGGGCCUUGCUGAUGGGUCAUCGUUUGAGUUUUUUUUAAAUCCCAGUAUCCUAUAAUCCACCGAGGGAAAAUUAUUUACACUUUAACACCUACGGUCCUAAUGGGUAAUUUUUUGGUGACCACUUUGCACCUGGCUGUUCUCACACGUUACUCUGUCAGUGAUCAAAUAUCCAGAAGAGGAGGAUCACUUCUUGUUUGGGGUUGUAUAUCCAGUCUCUGCGGUUUGAAGGACUGGCGCAUGAAUCAUAGCUUGUGUGCUCGUGUUUUGAAGGGAAAAGUUUGGGUCACGGGUGUGAAUAAAAAAGGGUGAGACGUGA
This is a messenger RNA of Gasterosteus aculeatus aculeatus (three-spined stickleback), 3212 nucleotides long. The record is from RefSeq and is a predicted model, not a curated record. NCBI's taxonomy places the organism in Eukaryota, Metazoa, Chordata, Actinopteri, Perciformes, Gasterosteidae.